UCAGGAGCGCGGUCUCCCGCCCCACCGCGAUGGGCUCCGAGGCGGCGCAGCUGCUGGAGGCUGCUGAUUUCGCGGCUCGCAAGCACAGUGGGCAGAGGCGAAAGGACCCCGAAGGGACCCCCUACAUCAACCACCCCAUCGGUGUGGCUCGGAUCCUGACCCACGAGGCGGGAAUCACUGACAUUGUGGUGUUACAGGCAGCCCUGCUCCAUGACACAGUGGAGGACACAGACACCACCCUGGAUGAGGUGGAGCUGCACUUUGGGGCACAGGUGCGGCGUCUGGUGGAGGAGGUAACAGAUGACAAGACUCUGCCCAAGCUGGAGAGAAAGAGGCUGCAAGUGGAGCAGGCUCCCCACAGCAGCCCAGGGGCUAAACUGGUGAAGCUGGCGGACAAGCUGUACAAUCUGAGGGACCUGAACCGCUGCACCCCAGAGGGCUGGUCCGAACAUCGCGUCCAGGAAUACUUCGAGUGGGCAGCGCAGGUGGUGAAGGGCCUUCAGGGAACAAACCGGCCGCUGGAAGAGGCUCUAAAGCAGCUGUUUAAGGAGCGGGGGUUGACACUCUGAGCAGUGCUUGGAGUGGCGGAGACUCCAGCCUUGGCCAGGCCCGAGUGGAGUCAUCCGCCAGCCUUUCGCCGCCUCUCGAGCUCCCUCCGUGGUGCGCUCGGCCCAGCGGCCAAAAACAUUUGUCGUUUCUCAUUUGGAAGGUCUCCUGCCAACUAAGCUGAGCCUGGAUUGUGGGAGUCAGGCGCCUACCCCCCAAAUCCACUUCUGAUGCAGUCACUGCCCUUCAGGCCUUGAGUCUGUCUGCCAUUUUGCAAGGUGAUGUCUCUGGCCCCUCAGGUACUUGGGCUUAUAUAAACACUUGUUCAUAAUCAUUGUGGAAAAUAAAGCAUUU
Pteronotus mesoamericanus is the source of this 900-nucleotide messenger RNA. It is a transcript of the gene HDDC3, whose product is annotated as HD domain containing 3. NCBI's taxonomy places the organism in Eukaryota, Metazoa, Chordata, Mammalia, Chiroptera, Mormoopidae. The transcript is spliced from 4 exons. Gene Ontology annotation, molecular function: guanosine-3',5'-bis(diphosphate) 3'-diphosphatase activity. The record is from RefSeq and is a predicted model, not a curated record. The coding region runs from base 30 to 569 and encodes 179 amino acids.